GUUUGCUUGGCCUCCUGUCUGUACGUGAUUGGUUGUUUCUGCCAGCCAGCCACUCCUAUCCCAUCACAUUUCCUGGUUGUAAAUUCCGAUUUGGCAUAACUUUGGUUCUGAGAAUGUUUCGUGUUCUAGUUUAAUGGCUGUGUUAUUGUGUGCUGUGCGCAUUGACAACAUAGAGUAACCGACCCAUUUUAUGGAGCACAGGUAAGUAGUGAUCUCCCAAUGAAUGUGUAUAUCUGUUUAUUGACCCAUGGGGAGAGUCCAGCCGGCUGGCAUUAACACAGGGCUUGUAGGCAGCACCAUGCAUUAUGUGCUAAUAGGAUAACAACAUUCAGUGUGGGGAGCAGCUCUCAGAACUGCAAACUUUAACAUGAGUAAACUGUGAUCCAUCAGGCAGUGUGAGGAACUAUGCAAUUUAGGGAGUGAAUCAGGUCGGUAAUAGAUCACUCUGCCUACCUAAUAAAAUACAGCGAGUUGUAUAUAGUUAUACAUUAAGUUAGAACUGUAGACAUGGCACAAGCUUCUCCUUAUUUAGAACUAAUGGAUCGUGUAAAUGCCCAUUCCAGACACGUGCUUUAUGUGUGAAGUGUCUUUUUUUGUUUUCUUCAGUUUGCAAAACCGUGCAGCUUUCAGUAGAAAUUGGCACCUUCUUAAAUGAAUCUUCUUGCACCCCCUGUCAAUCAGACAACCAUUCUGUCACUUCCUGGUUUGGUUAGCUAGGUGGAGCUAAACUCAAGAGGCAGCCAUUGCUCAGAGCAUCUGCCUUACAAAGACUUCUCACUGAGCUGCAUUGGGACACCUGUGAUUGGAUAUCCACAGAAAGUCUGGGGGUAUAUCUACCAAAUAGUGAUUUUUGGAGGUGGAGUGUCCCUUUCAUUAAAAGUGCCAUUAAUAUAUUGCUGUUGUAUUACUGAAAAGACUAAACCCUUAAACAUGUAAUCAAGGUCUACUCCCUAAACUGGGAAUUCUCAUGCGGGUUAUUAAUCGUGUGCCAAAAUACUUGAGCUGGAAGAAUGGUGUAUCUGGAAACUGAUCCCUAUUUGACUAUGCUCCCCUAAUAUUUUCAAUUCCAUUAUAUCCAUAUCACUAUAAUCCAAUGUAGGGGUUAUUGUACCAGAAAACUGCACAGUCUUCUCUCAGUAAAGGGUCACAUUAUUUGUACAUGGUUUGAAACCUGCAUGUUUCCUCCAGGCUUCCUUGCUGCUCCUAGUCUCCUCCACAUAACUUACAUUUUAAGUUUCUUAAUGGCUGAGAGUUUCAACAGACAUUGUCUGCAAGUGAAUGACCUGAAAAUACAAAAUGUAUCUAGCUAAACACAAUCUGAACUUCCAUUUUAGCAGUAUGGGGAAGUAUAGAAGCAGCAUGGCAGGAUCCAUGUAAAUGUCAAGUCAUUUGCAAAUGUUUUGAUAUGUUAUAGGGGACUCCUGGCACCAUGACCACUACAGGGGGCUGCAGUGGUUUUGGUGCAUAGACUGCCCCAUCAAUGCAGUUUAAUAUGUAUUUGUAUAUCAGUGUUCCACAAACAUUUGUGAUUGAUUGAUAUUUUUUUUUUUUUUUCCUCCCUUUCUAGAACACAGUGCAACACAAAGUGUGAAACUAAGAGAGACUUUACAUUUCUGGACCUAGCUGAAUCAUCCAGUUUUAUGGUAGAUCUGUCUCUAUAUAGGUUUGUAGGAGAUUGGUGAAAAAGAAUAAGAUGUCGUCUAUGCGAUAUUAUUUGGCAACCCAUGAUUUCUCUGCCCUGCCAGAAUCUAUUGAUGGGGUUUAUGAAACUGUGGAGAAAGGAAGCAUGCUUACACCAGUUGAUGCUCCACCCACUGCCGUUAUCCGAGUAGAUGAUCCAAAACACUCGCCCACUCCACUCUGGCUCCGAGUUCAGGAAACACAGAGAGUGGUCGGAGUUGCAGUGGAGUCAGUGAUUGAGCUAGAGCCUCUGGUGGGUAGGAUACUGCUGGCAGUGACGGACACAGAAGAACGUUUGGCAUUCUUCAAAGACCGACGUAGAAUGAGGGAAGUGAUUGAAUUAAAACCAAGGGACUGUGUCAGGGUGCAAGUCACCUCCUCCAGUGGGCGCAAGGAGAAGGGUGUGCUACAUUACAGAGGACUUGUAAGCCACCGGCAAGGGAUUCUCUUUGGGGUGCAGCUUGUAGUAAGUAUUUGGGAUAUUUGUAGACAAUCACCUAAAAAUGCAAUGGCUCAGAUAAUUUGAGAGAGUGCGUGCGUGUUUUUUUUUUUUUUUCUCUCCCCCUCAAAUAGAUGUGUAUUCCUGAUAACUUUUCUCUUUUUAAAGGAACACUCCCAAUCCGUUGCAUCUCAUUGAAUUGGUUCUAGUAUCUGGAGUCCCCUGGUGCUGUCCCUCCAUUCAGUGUUUUCCAUUUUCGAUCAGUUUAACACUGAAUGCGGGUCCUUGGCCACCCUGCCCCCACUGGAAGUGUGGCUAAGACAGAUUAUAAGUGUCCUUCUAUCCAUACCAAUUCAAAACCGCAAUAAGCACUGUGAUAGGCUUAAAGUGGUCAGUUACUACUAUCAACCAAUCACAGCUGCCCAUUGCUGCUCAGGCUAAUGCUUCCUCAUUAGCCCAAGCAGCAAAGAGAGGAUGGGCUGCAGGACACUCUCAUUUAGCAUUUAAGUAUUGAAAACUGUUUAACACAGAGUAUAAGGACAGCACCUGGUGACUUCAGAUACUAUAACCACUUCAGUGAGAUGAAGCUGUUACAGUUCUUAUAGUGUCCCUUUAAUCGAAAUUAAGUUGAUAUGGCGGGAGGUGUGCCUGGGUGCUGUCUUAACUUUAGAGCUUUGAGACCAAUUUGCCAGCUACAUCCUAUGCAAUAGACUUACAGGGUUAUUUACUAAAGUGAUAAUAGCUGGGAAUUCAACAUGAAUUUCAAAUUGAAGGCCAAAGUAGCCAAACUGAAAUUUGACCUUAAAUUUGAAAUUCACUUUGAAUUCCCUGCAAUUCUCAUGUUGGUGAAUAACCCUGUUAAUGAAAGACUAAUUGUGCUGCCUUUGUGUUCCUCCUGUCCCACCUUUCUCCUUAGGGAUCAGCAGUUGGUAAAGGAUUCACAGAUGGUUCAUUUCUUGGACAGCGGUUCUUCCAGUGCAAUGAAAAUUGCGGGGUUUUUGUUCCAGGAAGCAGGCUGGAAAGGGAGCCAAAUGAAUCCUCAAGUCGAAGAAUGAGAAAUGUGGAAGAAAGCAAUGUGGGACGGCCAGAAGAACCUGUGCCAGGGCCCAGGAGAACCAACACUAGAGCAGUUGAACUCCCUGUAGAGCCACGACCAAAGCAAUUGAAUUUCCUCUCUCGUGGAGUCAGGCAACAGAGCCCUCCGCGGGCUGGAGAGAAAGAACAGGAUAACGGUAUUAUUAUUGCUGGUAUUUUGUUUUUUAUGUGUAAGACACAGUUAGUUUUGGAACAGAGUGCACUAUGGGUUACAUACACACUGACAUACAGUGAUUGCUGCGUGAAACAGAAGUUGUUGCGGUAAAAACUUAAACUUACACUGCAGGAUAUAACUCCCUCUCAUUGUUUGUCCACUAUAUACCCAAGUCCUAAAAAUAAAUCUAAAAUUACUUAAGGUACCAGUCUAGAGGUACUUGUUAUCCCCAGCAAUUACAACCUUCUGGAGUGAUUUUUGUAUAAAGGGACACUCCAGACCACUUCUACCCAUUGGAGUGGUCUGGGUGCCAACUCCCAUCACCCUUAACCCUGCAAGGUAAUUAUUGCAGUUUAUAAAAAAAACUGCAAUAAUUACACACUUGCAGGGUUAAGUCCUCACAGGCACUAGAGGGACUUUUGGGUUCUUAAAACCUGAAAAGUGUUUUAAACGACGCUAGACGUCCUCACACUAUGCAUGAGGACCUCCAGCAUCGACCGGAAUCCCCAAACUAAAGCAGUCAAUAAUGCUUUCCUAUGGGGAGGUCUAAUAUAUGUGCGUGGGCGCGCGUGCUUGGCCAUUGCCACUCAUAAGGUCUCCCGCGCUGGCUGAGAGGGACAUCGGCGCUGGAUUCAGGUAAGUCACUGAAUGGGGUUAUAACCCCUUCAGCAACAUGGGAUGGGUGGUGGGAGGGAGGGGAGCACUGCAGGAACCUGUAAUGCCAAGAAAACUGAUAUGUUUUCCUGGCACAGGAGAGUCUCUUUAAACUUGGAAUUAGUUGACAUCUGUCAUUCAGUCAUAGCUUUCCUAUUCAAUUAAUUGGGAAAUUUGAGCAUAUCCUAUAAGAGCUCCUUCCCUGUAUGGACGUAUAGAACAUAUAGUUCAGCAAAUGGACAUAGUUUUGUUGGUGUGAUGAAUGAAAAUACUCUGAUAGCCGACAGCAGCUGCACCUUGGAUACUACCCAUUUUGUGAAUGUAUUUAUAGGCAAGGCCAUGGUUCAUUCUUUUAAAAGGCAAAAAGAGCCUGUUCGAGUAGUUUGUGUAUGGCAGAGAAACCUCCUACACAUUGACACGGGAGAUGUAAUGUCUGUAAGUGAGGGUAAGCAUUUAGCAGCAGAAGGUUUUACAAAUUGGCUGCAGUUAUAAGACAAUCCGUGCCGAAUAAGUGACAAGGCACACCCUUUGUACGUAGCAUAGGUGGUUAUGGUGCCUGAGUUUCAAGGUAGAGGUCGAGGCAACCACUGUCCAAGUACAAAAAAUCCAUUCUGCGCCACUUGUUAAACGCAGCUAAAUCACUCAUACCAGUGUACUGGAAGAAAACGGACAUCCCCACACGGGAGGAAUGGAUCCACAGAGUUGAGGAUAUUAGGGCAGCAGAAGCACUUCAGGCAGAAAUGGCAGGGAGAGGAGCAAAAUACACAGAGACCUGGGCGCCAUGGUUUACCUUCCGUGCGAGAAUAUAGGGGGGUGUCGGUGGUUGGGGAGAGGGCAGCCCUCACAGCAUCCCCAUACCCUACGCUACGAUCCAUAACCACCAUCUUGCGCUGGCGGAUACACGAGCCACACCUAACACACAGACUACAAUACAAAUAUUUCAGACAGGGGAACAACAUAGAUAGAACAGACAAUGGGACGCACGUGAAAAAAUCGCGCACAUACAACUAGCCGGAGCAUGAUCAAACACUACCCCUGCACGGACCCUAAGGCAUAGGAGACUAGGUAUAGGGUCAUCACACACCACAGAUAGGGGACCCGGACCUCAUUAAAAACGCAGGUAUAGGGGGACACAACGAGACAUGUUUAGCAAUCCCAACGAUGUUACAGCCGGAUGAAAACUCGGCGAAAACUGACUUAACCAAUUCACCAUAACAACUCCGACACUACAACGCGGUACUUUAACAGCUAACUCGGACUUUCAAGGAAGCCCAAAACACAAUACCGAAGGGGCGAAAUUUGGUCAACUAAUUACCACCCAAGACAACAGCCAUAUUCCUGACCCACGUACAGCAAAAUAUUAUGUCCCUUAAUGGAAGACUCUGGACACCCACACAUCAUAUUCCCACCCCUACAUACAUCCUAAUAAGUAUCUCCCCUCACUCAUCAUCCCCGAAACACGACACCCUGGCAUCAUACAGACCAAUCAGGGAAAUAGACCGGAGGCUUGAUGGACCAUUUGAGACACAGGGGACAUCACCUAAAGAAGAAUGGGAGAUAUCUCACCGCAGUAACGCGAGAGAUAACCCUCCAUGGAUCUGACACGUUAAGUAAUACUGACACACAGAGGUCCACACAAUAUGUGGGGAUCUUUAAUAUAAUAUAACUUAACUUACUAUAAUCCACAUUAAUUUAUUUUAAUCUUUCGUUUUAGUUAUUUUGUACUAUGCUAACCUACUUAUACUCCCUAUACAAUGACCCUCUUGACCCAUAACACACUACAUUGCAUCACACCACACUCUCAUACUUAUCGACAAACGAUGAAGAAGAUUAACGUUAUUAAGCAUGCAACCUUAAUGUACUUAUGAAAAUUAGUAUAAUCACCUGAUCUCGCACCUGACAAGCUCACUUGGAUACACACGGUAUCAAUAUAAAAAACAGCAUUGCAAUUUAUGAAAAGGACCACUGUUCUAACUGAAAUAUGAUAUCCGAUGUAAAAUGAACCUGACUGUAGUUUCUAUUUUGAUAUAUACUAUACUCAAAUUAUGUACCUAUACUAUGUUAUUGAUACGGGCCUGCGAGCCUAAGCAUUAUCUUGUUCACACCUUAAUAAAAACUGAUUAUAUUAAAAAAAAAAAAAAAGGUAGAGGGAUUUUUCCCUUUAGAAAGAAAGUACACAAUGGCGCUUUACGUAAAUCCAUACUACAAAAUUUUAUCAACACAGGAAGGGAACUGGUAAAUCGUACACAGCAUGUAGCAAUAGCAGGGGCUUUUGUUACUUUUAGGAAGUGGGAUAUACUUUUAAUGCACAAUCUUAGAAUGUCUGUAAGAAAUAACCCCCUUAUUUAUAUUGUUGUAUCCUGACUUUUGGCGGCUUAUACCCUGGAUAUCCGAGUGACUGAUCUCUUUUAGAAUUCCAAUCACUGGUGCAGUAAAAGAUCUGUCGGUUAUUGUUCUGGGCUGAGGCAUUUAACAGCAGUGGAUUUUUAAGAUUAAUCUCUCUAUAACUGUCACAGCAAGGGGAAGCUAACAAACACCUAAAGUAAGGCUGAUGAAUGUAUGGGUCAAAGGUCUCUGUAAGAGGAUAUUUCUGUAGCUGUAAUCUAUACUCUCAUGGACUGUCAUUCUGGUGUUGAUCUCUCUAGUGGUGGAGCCCAAAAAUAUUUGCUAUUUGGCCAUAGUGUCAGCUCUAAAUUUCAAAAAUUGUAUUUAUAAUGUAUUUUUAUGACUGUUCUUUAAGUACAACAUACUUGUUUACAAUAUAUCUGUUUCCUUAUAAUAUCAAUUUAGUUUUAAAUCAGAUUGCAGGAGAAAUGACACCGGAUGUGACUGCAAUCAUAACAGAGAAGCCGAUCGUUACUGCACAUGAGCUGUAUAUCUUCAGUGCCCUUCUCAGAAACCAAGCUAGAUUAAUAUUGUCCAAGGCCCUAGGCAGGAUGCCAAAUGUGUUGCCCCUUCUAGAGACCUGGGUUCAUUGGCCAUGUGUUCAUGAGAGUAUGUGCUAGCUGGGUGGUGCGGGUGGGGGGGGGUAGGGAGAGGCUGUGUGUGUUUGGAAGGCCUCCUUGCACAUCUUUCCUUUUACAUUUUUAUUUAAUUUGCCCCCUCCUGCUUAUAUUUUGGCAUUGCCCACUCCUUCCGAUGUGGAAGCAUUUUGGUUUUUACCUUUAUUGGGUGCAGUGUCUUUAAGUUUGCCCUUAGCGUCCUGGAGUUUAGUCCGUGCCUCAGAUCGAUGGCUGCUGUACUUUGUCAUUGAGAAGUGCUGGGAUUGUGAGGGAGCUCUUACAGUGAUCUGCACCCAAUAGAGGCACAAACCACAAUACUUCUUCGAUCUACUGAAGUAGGUGUUAGGCCGAGCAGGCUGAUAUUUUGAUCUCCCUGCUAAUGCAGGGAAGGCCCUCUUACUAUCAGUCAGCACUCCAGGCAAAGACAGGGACAUAUGUCAUCUAGUAGGUAAUCCAGCUCUGCUAAGUUCCAUUUUAUUGGACAGCGGUCGUCAUGCUGGUAUAUCCGAUUGCAGUGAGGAGUCUGUCUAAGCUUAAAAAAUAUAUCCAUGUAAAAUGUUGGUUUUCUUCUUUUUAAGAAAAUGGGGGGAAAAAAAGGCAUAGCACAACUACCAAUAGCAUUGUUUGGAGAAUCACAUAUUAAAGCCUACAUUAUAUAUUUUGGAACAAAGCCAUUUUUUUAUUUUUUUUUUUAUAUAUAUCUUGUUUUUGUGCCUCUGAUAUGCAUAUCUAGUGUUUUAUCUGGAUACUAGAUUGCAAGGAUAGAAUUAAUAUCUCAUUGGUUUUCUGCAGAGCUUGGACCAGUAGGGGAAGGAAGGAGUGCUCAGCGUGGUGUACCAGAGGAGAACACUAUACAGGGUAAACCCGAUAAAAUAAAAAAAUUAUUCCAAGGGUACAAUGCAUAGGUUAAACAUGUUGCUUUGGAAGCAUGAGAGAAAAGGUAAAAACAAGUCCAUAUGAAGAAAAAAGAGCAUACUGGGCAUUGUGUAAGGUGACAUGACACAGGGCAGUUAUUAGAUUAAUCUGGCUCCUAUAUCAACACAUAUGUGACACUGAAUCAAAUCCUUGGCAUGCAGAACACCUGAAUAGUCACAAACUGUUAUAUUUAUAGAUUGAGGAUUCUAUUCAGUGUGAUAUUGGAGGGCUGCAUAUUGGGUGCAAUAUUUGUAUUAACCGUAUUUGUUUUUCUUACAACAGUGGAAGAGGAACCUAAACCUUUUAAUACACCGCUGGAGAUAUCAGACUCUCAGCCUUCCUCUCAUUCUUGCCCUGAAGAUCAUCGACCACCUUCCAGUCUUUACUGCCCCCCUAAGAAUGGGGACCAUACUAGUCUACUGCCUGAAGCAACAUUUCCAAUGCAAGGUUUGGAGCUGAAUUCAAUGGUUGAAGUAGAUGACCCCCCUAUCUAUGGGGUGAUUCGUUGGAUUGGGCAGACCCCAGAAUCUGCUGAACCCAUAGCUGGGCUUGAAAUGGUAAAUUAAAUCUGUUCUUCAUAAGCAGCAAUUGAAACACAAUAUUAUAAUGUAAAAUAUUUAAAUGUGUUAUGAUGGAUGGCCUGAUUUGCUUGGUGCAAGCCACGAGCACGCGAAGCCAUUUUUGUGAUUGUUUUCCAUCUCCAUAGGCAUCUCUGUAUUUUGUAUCUGUAUUACACAUAGAGAAGUGUGUGUCUGUAUAUACAGCUGUGGGUCAACAGAGGGUGGAGCAGCUUGCCAGGCAGGUAUAAAGUAUAGUUGGGUAUGAAAUGUAUUUUGUGGGUGUAAUAAGUGCGGGGACUGAUUAACAGCCAAACUGUAUGCUAAUGAAAUUGGAGAUGAUAAAGUGGGCUAAUCUUGACCACCUGCUGUGGGAGCCAGCAAGUCUAUCUGCUAGAGCAAAGGGCUGUGUUGAUGUAACCAGAGAUGGCUCUGAAGGGGAAGGUGGGUACAAUCAAGAAACCAUUUGUUGUCAGAGUGGAUUUGCACAGGGGGUGCGAAGAACUAUUGUAAGGAAUCACUUUGUAGCUUUGUAGUUUUUUAUUUAUUUAUUUUUUUUCUGUGCCCUGUUCUUUAUUCCCAUUAGUGAAAGUUUUGUGUAAUGUUUAUUUUACCUUAUGCUGUGAUCCAUGUACGUUGGAUCUGGAUACAAUAAACUGAGUCCGAGUUCUGUUUUAGUUGUCAAGAAAGAAGCUGGUGUUGUCUCUUCAUUGAGGUCUCACAAGAUAUGGCUAUUCAUUGUCCUCUUUAGAGUAAUUCCUAAGAAGAGUAUUGCCAGAAGACUAGAUGGAUAGAAUAUCAUAUAGUAACCAGAUAUAAACUCAGUAUAUACUGCAUACGCUACCAAAAAUUAGUCCUAGCAUUUAGAUGUGCAAGUUAUGUAAAAAGAAUACCCACGGACAAUCUAUUAGGCUGUAUCAUCAUAUGUGUAUAUGUAUGUAAAAGCAGGAAUACCUCCUCCUUCCUAAACUACCAUCCUCUACAAGGGCAUAUCAUCUCAAAAUUAAUUUCUGUUCUAUUUACCAAAAUUAGUUUGUUACCUACCUCAGCACUCUGUGAAUCUUCUCUCCUUUGUUUCCUCAGGAAGAAGAGAUGUCAUCUGGCUGCACGGAUGGCAUGUAUAGAGGGAACAGAUGUUUUGAGUGUGGGCCCAAUAAAGCACUAUUUGUCAAACUGAAAAGUUGUAGGCCUGACUCUCGAUUCUCUUCUCUUCAUGGCCGAGUAAAUCAAAUCCAGCGCUGUAAUUCUAUUGGUGAGUAUGUUCACCGUCAACACGUACAAAUAUAUUUGAACAGUCAUAACUGAGUUAUUCUAUUAUAAGCUGGAAUGAUACUUGCAACAGUUCCCAGUUCUCUUCGGCUUAUAUCCCUCCCCAAACUAGACAACAAAUAAUGCAAGGUACAAGGACAUCCUCUAUUGUCACCAACUACUAUAUUUAUUUAGGGACAAUUGCAACAGGGGGACACAAACAAGAACAAUGAAUCUGCACCUGGAUCUGUGAAAUGAUUUAACUAGGAAAAUUACCUUUAUUCAGUCACCAGAUAUCAGGGCGCCAAAAUAAUAAAACAUACAAAAAUCCUCACUUAAAUAUGUUAUACAUAGAAAUCGUACAUCCUCAGAAUAGUCUUGUUCCCACAAGCAAAGUGUUCACUAAGCACCCAGAUUGGAUGUGCCUAGCCCACAAAAUCGUUGAACGGGGUUAGUACGGACUGAGGUCACAUCCCAAUCCGGCAUGGAGAUCCAAGUUGCUGCGGCUAAGUGAUGGUCAUCGAAAUAGUCUUCUUCAUGGAGAAAGGUGGUUUCCCCUGGUUCUUGGGUAUCGAUUGGGACAGUUUGGUCCUUCGAGACCCCGUGCCAGAUGAAGUUCUGAGUAAGCCAAUACUUGGUAUGGCUAAAUCCAAGGUGCCCAAACAGGUGAAUGUAAUGAAUUAUUUUGAAUAGCUCCUGACUGUACAUAUGAGGGAUUACCAAAUGUCGGGCCUGGGUCGAUGUGGACACUAUCUGCUAUCUGGUACUAUAAACCCUGGUGCCAGGUAAAUCUCUUCACUUCUAAUCCUCCCCUGUUGUCAAUAGCCCUGUCUUGGUAUACUUGGAGGUACAGGUCCUCUAACACCCCCUUUCCAAAUCCUGCUGGGGUAUAACACGUUUGGAAGCUUCAGUCACAGUCCAGGGGGAAGGGGCAGUUUGUCCUACCUGAGUGUCCAGGUUUGAGCUAGCUUGGCAGAACAAGCCUGUAGUCAGACGGUGAGUGAACAGGACUCCUUAACACUGGGCUGGUGAAGGCUGAAGGUGAGCUGGCCCAGGUCAUUACCUUGUAAGACUUCUGCUGGAUACUCCUUCAUUAUUCCGACUGGUGAUGAUGUUGGUGGUUGUCAGCAGCAGCCUGGACAAGGUCUGCCUCGUGUUGUAUCCCCCACAUUUUUUCAAUGGGUUGUGGGUCAGAUCCAACUCAGGUUUGUGGCUCUUUAUGGUAAAAAUGUGCAGCUGCUCGAGGGACCAGUGGGUGGGGCUGGGGGAGCCCAUUAGGUUCCGUUUCUUGAAGGUAGUCCGUGCGCAAAUGCCCAUAUUGCCGGCAUACAUGGCACUGUGGACCUAGUUGGUGUGGGGUGGCAAGCCCUAGGGGAUCUCACCAGGGGUCAAGCAGUGCAGUGUAUAACUGCAACCCCUAAAAAUAAAAUAUAAAGCCAUGACGUCACUACCUUAAAGGAACCAUGUCAUCUAGGUGAUCCAAUGCUGUUUGGGCUUGCAGAGAUGACGUGGACCAAUGGGAACUCUUUUGAGCCUAUUUAAAGCUUGUUUUAGCCUCCAUUCUUUGCCCUAUGGUUUCUGUUCCCUUGUGAUUUUCUUGUGUUUUGACUUCGGCUUUGUAUUUGACUCCUGAUUUCUGGUAUCCUGACCCCAGCUUUGUCUUGACUCUGAAUAUUUCUGUUAUUACUGUCCUUGAUUUAUCUUCACCCUGUUUCUUGUUGUAUUCAUACGUCAAGUCCAGCCAUUCUAAGGCUCGGUAAAAAGUCUUUCGGAUCCACCUUUUGUGGCUUUCCUCUUGCAGCCUCAGUUAGGAUGAGCAACCGCUGGUCCUGCGGCCGUUCCUGUACUUCAGGUUACACAUUAUUGUAAAACUGUUCUAGUAGGAUUAACUGCAGCGCCUCCGUGAGACUAUUUACUUGGCAGCGCUUUGUCCAGUUUAGGGCUGCACGCUGCAUACUCCAUGCCCACUCGACAUAGGAGUCUUUGUUCCUGCACUUUAGGUCCCGGAAGCGCAGGCGAUAUACCUCAGAUGUAAUAGCAUAUAAGGCAAAGAGCACUUCUAUGACCCAAUCAUAGUUCCUUCAAUCUACAUCAAGGAUGGCUGGGUAAGCCUCUGUUGCACAUCCUGAGAGUUUCCCGGCCAGGAUUGGGACCCAAUCCACCAGGCAGGGCUGCCAUCAGAAAAUUGCCCCCACCCGAGUCUGCCCAAAGUGCUGGCCCCCCCUCCCCCCAGAGUCCGCCAACAGGGAUGCUGUGUCUGUACUGAUUCUGGUGUGUGUGUGUGUGUGUGUGUGUGUGUGUGUGUGUGUGUGUGUAAAGUGGAUGUAGAAUGUGUAUAGUGGAUACAGAUUGUACAUUUUGUGUAAUGUAUGAGGUAUAUAUUAGAUGCAGAGUGUGUGUUUGUGUAGUGGAUGUAGUGUGUGGUUUUUAGUGAAUGCAGACUGUGUAUGGGUGUUUGUGUAGUGGAUGUAGUAUUUUUGUGUAUUAAAUGUGAUGUGUAUAGUGAAUGCAGACUGUGUGUUUGUGUAGUGGAUGUAGUGUGUGGUUUUUAGUGAAUGCAGAGUGUGUAUGGGUGUUUGUGUAGUGGAUGUAGUGUUUGUAUUAAAUGUGAUGUGUAUAGUGAAUGCAGACUGUGUGUUUGUGUAGUGGAUGCAGUGUGUGUAGUGACUGCAAAGUGUGUGUGUGUUUGUGUUAGGAAGUAGUAUGUGUAGUGACUGCAGAGUGUAUGUUUGUGUAAGGAUGUGUGUGUAAAUUUUAGUGAAUAGUGUGUGUAUGUUAGUGUAUAGUUUGUAUAAAUGUUAGUGUAUAGUGUGUGUAAAUGUAUGGGGCUGCAAAAUGUGGGGGGAAAAGCCUACAGGGUUUUUUUUUUCAUCCAUUAAUAGUAUUGUUUUGUUCCCCCCCUCCCUAUAUCUCACCUGUGGCCAUGGAGGGGGGAGAUCAGAUUGGCUGGAGCCAGAGGUCCUGAGGAAUGGUGCAGGCCCCCGCUACCUGUAUUUUGCAGGGGGCCCAGCACACCUGAAAUAUACUUCCCAGCUACUCUGCUCUGUAGAAGUCUCGCGAGCCGUGCGGAGCGUUGCCAUGGUAGCGGGGGGGGGCCUGCAGUGCACACAUAUAUAGCGUUAAUCGCUAUAUAUGUGUGCACAUAUCUAAUGUGGGGCCCGGGACGACCUGAGCAGUCCGGGCCCAUGACAACCGUUAUGGUUGAUAUGCCCUGAUGGCGGACCUGCCACCAGGUCACUCUCAUGGAGGGUACAUUGUCUUUCAAAAUCUUGUAGGUAACCACCAGGUAUGCACUCUGUCUCCACAAAGGGUUUGAAUGCGAGGUACGGCUGGAUGGAUCAUUGGAGAGAUCAGUACUACUUCCCUUACCUGCCUCAUCCCUUCCAGCCAGACCUUGAGCUCUCUGUCCUGCUCUGAUUUAAUAGCCUCAUCAGAACAUGUUUGGGCCAUAGAAUACCAUUUGCAAUUUCAUCUCCCUCUGGAACUCUGCGUCCUUUGAGAACGAGUUGGACGAGGCUGUGCUGGCUUGGUGCCCCUCCAUUAACUCCUUGGUAGACUAAGACUUGUUACUAGCUGCCUGCUCUCUUGUUUCGAGCAACUUCUUCAGCGUGCUGCACUUAGAUAAUCUGGCUCCGUCCACUGCCAGAACACCUUGUGUCCGGUUGGUUUAGCAGUCCUCAAUGAGUGACUCUCCUAGGGAUGGGGACAUCCCACUUCUGCCACCAGAUGUGACGGAGCUACGUGUCUGUCUAAAGUUCUCUUCAUGCUACAGAAAGAUGCUCUUCUAUCACCCUUCUCAAACACUAGACGACACGUGCAGGGUACAACACCAUUUAUUGGCACCAACAGCUGUAUUUAUAGUGGACAAUAGCAACAGUGGGCCACAAACAGGGUUUUCUCCCAGGUGACUCUGGGUCAGUGAGAUAAUUUAAUUAGGCAUAGUUAACUUUAUUCAAUCCUUAGACGCCAGUGCACCCAACUACUUAAACAUACAAAAAUCAUAACUUGAAUAUAAGUGAGGGUUGUGUUUUUUUUGUUGUUUUUUUUUUCAUAUAUUCAAACCAUACAUCCCCUAGAUAGGUCUUGUUCCCCCAAGCAAAGUUUCCAAAAAGUGCCCAGAUCAGAUGUACUUAGCCUGAGAAAUCAUCGAAUAAGGUUAGACCACAUCACAUCCUGAUCAGGCUUUCCCUGGCUCUUAGGUAGCAAUUGUCAGCUUGUCUUUUUUUUUUUGCCUCCUUUUUAAAAAGCACUCUUCUGGGUAUUAAAUUCAGGGCGUAGGAAAGGCCGGUAGUUUCACCGGAGCUGGACCAGGCUGACUUUGAGUACCAAGCAAUGGAAAUGUUGUUCCUGUGACAGUUUUGUGGACUGGAGAUGGAGCACUCACCAUGGUAGAAGCUUUAAGAUGGUAGAGGAUGGCCACAGGUGACUUAGCUCUUUUGCAGAAGUUUUUAAUUUAGGUGUACUGCACGAGUUAAUCCACCGUCAUGGUGCAGGAUCCGCAUACUUUGCAGGUAUAAAUGUGUUCGAAAAGUGGGGCAAUAUUCUAAAACCUCAGCACUCGUCGUGGAAAACAGUGAGCUGUUCCUGCUGUUACUAUUGGUUCUGUGGUAAAUUGGCUCUACUUUUCAGUUAUCAACACUUAUUAAUCUCCCUGAUUUGCCUUUGCACUGCUGAUGUCCUUUCUGUUUCUGUGUUUUCAGCAUUCCAGGACUAUGCUAGUAAGUGUGUUGAGGAAAAUACUCCCCCAGCUGAAGGAAAUGAAGCAAUAGAACUUCUGACCGGUUGGAAAAAGGGUAUCCAGGGACACUGCAAUUCCUGCUACUUGGAUGCAACCCUUUUCUGGUAAGGAACGUCAUGUCAUCUCUUAUUUCUAACAUAUAUAUAUAUAUAUAUAUAUAAUCAGACAAACUCUUGUCACGUCUUCCAUCCAAUCUUCCUCCUGAUGUCCUUGUAAAAAGAAUGCCUAGUUGAAAAAGCAAGAUUGCUAGUCAGACCGCGGCUGAAUAAGUGCAGCAGCAGAGGAAUGUCAAGCUAGGCUUCCUGAGCCCCUGACGAGUAACCCAGACGAAACGUGCGCGUCAGGGGCUCAGGAAGCCUAGUUUGACUUUCCUCUGCUGCUGCACUUAUUCAGCCGCGGUCUGACUAGCGUUCUUGCUUUUUCAACUAGGCAUUCUUUUUACUUGUCCUAUCCUCUGUCUAUUUAUUCGUUUUUGGGGGGUUGAGUUAUAUAGUAUAGGCAUUUAUUAAGGGGUGCCCUCGAAGGCACUUAGUUUUUCUAUCUUACAAGCGUCAGGAUUACCUAUAUUUUCUACAUCUCUAUUUAUCAUUGCAUCUAAUCCUAGCUUGUUACUGCCUCCUAUACCUCCCUAUUUACAGGUAUUCUCUGCCUCUUUUCUAUUAACUAUUGCAACCACAUUGGUGUGCUGUUUAACCUCCUGUGUAUUAGAGAUACUUUAUCUAUAUACAGCAGACCCUGUCCUGCAGGAGGAGUUCAGAGGAUACCAAUACUCCACCCUCCUAUCUUGAACAUUGUUUAUAGCAAGUGGCUUCACUUUUUACUAUUUAAGUAUCUCUCUGUAUUUACACCUUUUUGGGAGGUUGUGCUAUAUAGUAUAGGCAUUUAUUAAGGGGUGCCCUCGAAGGCACUUAGAUUUUCUAUUUUACAAGCAUCAGGAUUAUCUAUAUUUUUUACAUCUCUAUUUAUUUAUCAUUGCAUCUAAUCCUAGCUUGCUACUGCCUCCUAUACCUCCCUAUUUACAGGUAUUCUCUGCCUCUUCUUCAUUAACUAUUGCAACCAUAUUGGUGUACUGUUUAACCUCUUGUGUAUUAGAGGUACUUUAUAUACAGCAGACCCUGUUUUGCAGGAGGAGUUCAGAGGAUACUAAUACCCCACUCUCCCAUCUUGAAUUCAAUGACAUUGUUUAUAGAAAGUGGCUUAACUUUUUACUAUUAAAGUAUCUUUGUAUUUACAUCUCUCUUGCUAGCAAGCGUCAGGAUUACCUAUAGUUUCUAUAUUUCUACUAACCAUUAUAUCUAACCUAGCUUGCAACUGUCUCCUGACAGGUAUUCCCUGCCUCUUUUUUAUCAACCAUUGCAACCAACUGUUGUGCUGUUUAACCCCUUGUGUACUAGAGGCAUUUCAUCUAUAUUCUACCUACCCUGUUCUGCAGGAGGAGUUUAGAAGAUACUAGUAUCCCACUUUUCUAUUUAGAAUUCAGUCACAUUGUUCAUAGCAAGUAGUUUUACUUUACACCAAUACAUAUUUCUUUGAAGCAACACUUCUCUUGCUAUUGGUUCUAUUGGAGGUUUAAUACCCCAACUAGUUUAUAGGACAUAUUUUGUAGCCUUGUGCUUUUUGUUUUGCUUUUAUCUUUUCUAUUUUACAUUUUAAUAUAUCCAUUAAAAGUUAUUUUUUAUGCCCAUUUCAUUGUGACUAUAUUUUCCAAAAUGUUGAGUCACUUUAUGGUAGUUUUUUUUCUUUUCUUUUCUUUUUUGUACUAACAUAGGCUUACUCCUUCCACCCAUUCUACAGAAUGUUGUAAAAUGUCUGUUGGUCCUAACAUUACAACAGGAAGCACUAGUUUCACAUGGCACUAACUUUCUUUUAAUGUUUAAAAACCUAGCACUCCGACAACUUACAAAGCACUUAAAUUUGCAAUAAAUGUCCUUGGAUGUCUUCUCCUGCAGCCUCCUUGUGACCUUCAGCUCACAAUGUUGAAUGCAAGACAUAGGCUAAGAACACAGUGGGUGAAAAGGUGGCAUGGUUAACGAGGCAGGCUUAUGUGGCAAAGCAAGCUUCAAACUUUCUCUUCUUAAAUAUUGAAGGGAGAGAGAGGGAAAUGCAGCAGAAAUAUGAGGCCAAAACAGUGUCCAUUUUAAAUGAAAUAUUUCACCCAAAACACACAUUUAACAUAUUUCUUUUCAAGAACAAUCAGCAAUAUGUUUCUUCUUUUUAAAAUAAUCACAUAAAUGGUUUAAUAUUUACUUUUUGUUUUGAAAUGGUAAAACCUUUACAUAUUUAACAUCUGUUUGAAAUGAAUGCAAUACAUGUUUACAUGGGGUGGAGAGGGAAAUGCUGUUUAUGGCCUUGCAAUGAUAACUGCUGUCAGUUACCUAUUCAAAAAUAACAGUGUUUUGUUAUCUAUGUAUUCAUACAUGUCUAUAUGUUGUGGGUUUGUUCCAUCUGUUCUUUCCAUUUCCCAACUAUCCCUUGUGUUCUCAAAUAUAAUUAAAAAAAAAACAUGCUUCUAGCUCCCAGUGUAGUUUUAAGGGAAAGGUCUAUUUGAACAACUUAGGACAUGUCUCUCUUUUUUUAGGAAACAUGGAAUCAGGUGUCUCUUUGAUGUUUCUAAUCUGAUAUAUAUAAUUAGUAUUUUAAUUAUUUUUUUUUAAUUAUUUUUUUUAAAUCUGGCUCCUGGGUGAAUGCCACUAGAGGUGUUACUAGGCACCAAUGUAAACUCAUGCCUUUUCUUUUAAAACGGAUAGUGGGUAAAACUUGAUAGUGGGUAUUCUAGUACAGUGCUCUAUUUCUACAAGAUUAAGGCCUGAAGGGUGAAAUGUUUUAUGUUUGUUCUGUCCUUUUGAUCCAGUAAAAUCCUGACUGAUGCACUACAUCAUGAUGCCUAUGGAUUAUGUCUGCUGAUUGGUAAUAGUGUUAAGCCAUACAUGUGUUUAAAGGGACACUAUAGUUACAGAACCACUACAGCGAAAUGUAUUGAUUUGGUUCUGGUAUCUAUACCAUGGCUGUAAACACUUCCGUUUUAAAAGAAAAGGCAUGAGUUUACAUUGGUGCCUAGUAACACCUCUAGUGGCAGUCACCCAGGCGGGUGAAGAGUGUCCACACUCUACAAGGAGACGCUGAACUUUCACCAUGGAGAUGCAUUGAUUCAAUGCAUGUCUUUGAGGAGAUGCUGACUGGUCGAGCGCAUGCAUAAGCCUCCCAAUGCUUUAAUAUAGUAUUGGAUUGGCUGAGAUCAAUUAUCGAUUAAUUAUCUCAGCCAUGAAGGUGGAGUCAGCCGCAGCAAGACUUGCACAGUGGUGGGAAAAAAAAUGUAACCUUUCACUGCACAGAGUAGUAGGCCAGGUACCUAAACUGCUACACCAGCACUAUAGUAUCAGGAAUACAUGUUUGUAUUCCUGACACUAUAAUGUUAAUUUAAUUUCUGCCUGCAGUCAUUGCACGUGCUGUAUUAAGCUCUGGCAAAAAAAGGCCUCCUUUUAUAUAGUACACGAUCUUCUUGCAGUUUUGGGUCAACAACUGUUUCUAGAUCUAAGUUUUUUUUUUUUUUUUUAAAGGAUGGUGAAAUAAAACAUCACUUCGAUAUUUAAGUAGUGAGUUGUGUAUACAUUAAUAUCACUUGUGUUCCUGUGUAUCAAAAUCAGACCUGUCCUAAUUUAAUCAUAUUUCUUACCUUGCUUCCCACUUGACCAGAUGACUAGCAUCCAAAUUUUGACACAUUGUCAGUAGCAGCAUGGUGUAUGCCUCAGAAAUCUAACCUAAACCUCUAAAUUAACCUAAUAUAGAAUUUUAUUUUAUUUUUUAAAACUGACCUGGACCUACCUGCAAAUUUCCUUUUAAAAAAUGUCACAAACCGACUAAACAAGUAUCUCUUUCUAGGCAUACAUUUUAUUCUAACCCGAAGUAAAAUUCUAACUCAAAUUCUACAAUCCUAGCCUUGGACCGAGACUUUAGUUAGGCUGAGUGAUUUGUUUGAGCCAGUUCCAGCCACCACAAUGCUGCCUCGAGUCAAAGGGCAUUCUACAAAAUAGCCAUCUAGGAGGUGAAAGAUUCCUUUUAGACUACUUGUGCCAACUCUGGAUUUAAAGAUUUUGUUAUGGCCAUCUUUUUAUAUAUGGAUUGCAUGUAUACCUUGCUGUUCUGAACUGGAGAUAAAGUUAAGAUGGUAUAAACUAUUGAAAUAUAAUUUAGCUACAUUGAUCCUAUGUUACUAUUUUUCAGCAUGUUUGCAUGUUCCUCUGUUUUGGACACCAUGCUCCUUCGUCCAUCAGACAAGAAUGACAAUGAUUCAUACACUGUAACGCGGGACCUGUUGCGCACUGAGAUUGUAAACCCACUCCGAAAGUGAGUGUCCGCACUAAGUAGGAUCCCACAGAAGAGAGCAUGCUGUCUUGCUUUUAAGUUAUUUAUUUUAACAUUGUGUAAAUCGGAUUUUUAUAUGUAAUUUAUUUAUUUUUCUCUCUCUUUCACAAACCCAUAUUUGUGACACCGUGUUAAUACUAUUACCAGGAAUGGUUAUGUGUGUGCCACCAAAAUCAUGGCCCUGAGGAAGAUCUUGGAAGCUGCAGGGAGGAGUACAGGGUUCACAAAUGAAGAAAAAGGUGAGCAAAUUGUACGAAUAUCUGAAAACUCCAACGUACAAGAUUAGGAUGUUUACAAAGUAUGAUAUACUAAGGCUGAAACAAUAAGUAGUAUUCUUUCAUAGAUCAUAUAUCUUCUAUUGGCAAUAUAUUUGGAGUGUUUACAAUUGGUGUGAUCUUAACAUGCUAAUAUUCUGUGACGUUGCAUAGUGUACAGUGCCUUAAUUUCUUCCUCCAAUUAUACAAUUUAAAGGAAAGAUAAGCUAAAUUUAUAAUGGUAGAUUUGUUCCCAUCUAUAUAAAUAUUCAGUAUGCUUGAAUUGCAUACAGUACUGUAUAAUUAAUACAAUCUUUAUCAUCUUUACUUGCGUAUUUAAAGACAUUUGUAUCUACAAUAAAUUUUAAAUGUAGUGAAAUGAAUAUCAGUUAUGAACUUUUUUUGGUAUAUAAUCAUUUGGAAAAAUCCUCUGAUAUGAACUUUGUGUACUAGACUUGUGUUUUUUACCCAGAAUGCUUUGCCUAAAUCUGUGUGAUCUUUGUACAGAUCCUGAAGAGUUUCUCACCAACUUGUUCCAGGUCCUUAGGGCAGAGCCUCUGUUUUAUAUCAGGUAAUACCAACCACAACCAUCACUAGCACAACAUGAUUUACCAUUUCCCUUGUGUUCAUUUGGAAUUCUUGUCCUUACAUUAUUUUACACCAUUUUGAUUUCUGAUAUUAAAGUGGAUCUGUCAAUUUUAUGAGAGGUUUUUGCAUAUUUCACAAAUAAUUAGACUGAUUCAGUGUGGAUCUGGUAAAGGGGUGCUGGGGAGUCUGGGUUUUACUUAAUUCCGGCUGUGCCUUGCAGCCACCGCAAUUUUCAUGCUGCAGGUCUCUUCGGCUCCAGACAGAGGAGUUCCUCUGGCUUUAUCAUAAGACAAAAAUAGUCCCUACUUGUCUAAAGAUAACUUUUAAUUGGUGUUGGAAUUUCAGUGAAAUUCUAAUGAGCUGUAAUCCAUAUUUUAUAAAGCUUAUAACUUGAAGACUUACUGAAAAGUGACAGAUCCACUUUAAAUAUUCCUUGUUGAAUCUAAUAUUUGUGAUUUGAUUCCAUCAAUCUAGAAUAUCUAAAAAGAAGCCUCAGGGAUGUCUGUUCUACCAGAUAUUUAUGGAAAGGAAGCUAUCUGUGAAUAUGCCCAGUGUCCAGCAACUCUUGGAGUGGUCAAUGGUCACUGGUGACCUUAAGUUUACAGAGGUAAAAAUGUGCAUACUGAGCUUAAUGACUAGGUGUGUUUGUAUAGAAUAUAUACCCAAUGCCUCACAUUCACUUCUCCCCACCUUGUCGUUGCCUCCAUGCCAAACUCUGGCCUUAAUUUUAUAAAUACCCAAAAAGAGCUCACUCAUAGGACUAGUAUUCAAUCAAUAGUUAUUUAUUAAUGCAGAAUUUACAAGUGUUUAAGUCAAAAUAUAUUUUAAUCAUUUAUCAACAAUAGGCUAAUUUUAAGAAUAAUUGCAGCUUUUUAACCAAAAUGUUUUUUUUUGUUUUGUUUUUUGGUGAACUGAAUCACUCCCUUACUCUCAGGAAUGCUUUCCUAUAUGGAGGGCCUAUUGUGCAUGUGGCACUCACUCUUCAUGUGCGUUAGGUCCUGCCAUCAGAGAAGGCAGCAAUGAUACAGGGACUAAAAUAAAAGUUAAUUUAACCCUUGACAGUGCAGGAGCGCUGAGGCUGUGAAACACAGUGAUAGAAAUACCUUUUGUAUUUAUAACACUAAAGUGUUCCUUUAAGUAGAGAUUUUGUGCACCAAAUGGAAGUACUCUUUAAGUUGGCAUUAUAUUAAAAUAUGCAAAAUGCCUUAUUGAUAUUUAUCAUUAUUGUAGGCCCCAUCCUGCCUUAUUAUCCAGAUGCCAAGAAAUGGAAAGAACUUCAAGAUGUUCCCUACCAUCAUUCCAACAGUAGAGCUGAAUAUCACUGACCUGCUGGAAGACAGUAAGUGAUCAAAAUUUGUAAUAGUUAUGAUUAAAAACCCGGGUUGGUGUUUACAAACUAACCUUUCCUUUAUAUUUGUUUCAAGCCCCACGGCAGUGCUGCAUUUGUCAGUCCCUGGCGGAGGUGGAAUGUCAGGAAUGCUAUGAAGAUGUUGGAAUCACUCCAGGACACAUAAAGCAGUACUGCGACAUCUGCAAUGCACAGGUACCACAUUUUUAGUCUUAAAAUGCAAAGCCAUAAAUAAAUAAAUAAAAUCAGGUGAUCUUAGGAUUGACCUAAGGUGUAUAUGGGUAUUACUACAAAGUUUCUUCGGAACAGGUUCAUCUUCACAAGCAGCGCAAAGGACACCAACCUAGGCAGCUACAUUUUCCUAAAGAUAUCAGUGGACAAGUCAUGUUUCAACGACAGAGCAUGGAACUCUUUGCUGUGUUAUGCAUAGAGACCAGUCACUAUGUGGCUUUCGUUAGGCUCAACUCCCAGAAACGUCCACUUUGGGUCUUCUUCGAUAGCAUGGCUGAUCGAGAGGGUGGGUUAUUAUGUUCUAUAAAUCUUUUCUUGGUUUCAUUUAAUUGGCUGUCCAAAUUAUGCCUUCCCUCAUAUCUGUACUUUUGAAUAUAUCAUUUAUUUUCUUUCUCCUAAACCCCAUCUCUCAUCUCUAACUCUUAUUGCUCUAAGCCUCUUUAGUUUUGCCACUUUUACUUUAGUCCGUGUUAUUGAAAAUUUCAGUCUAUUUGUAGGUGGAGAAAAUGGCUUUAACAUCCCUCGAGUUACCCCCUGCCCAGAGGUAUCAGAAUAUCUUGAAAUGACUCCUGAACAGCUUCAAAAAGAAGAUCUAAAGACCAUGCCAACAUAUGUCCGCCGUCUCUUUUGUGAUGCUUAUAUGUGCCUCUACUAUAGCCCUGACCUCAGCCUUUACAAAUAGGUGCUAUGUCUGAAAAAAGGCAGGAAGAGAACACUUGGGGGUUCCAAAUUCACUUUCUAUUUCGUUAUUCACUAAACUGGAAUUUAGGAAAUCUGAAUUGCAAAAUAGCCAAGCUUUAAGUAGAGUUUAGGUGGAAUAUUUUUAGUGAACAAUUCUGUAUGUGCACUGUGGAAAAACUGGAGUCUAAAUUUCUAAAAUGGUACAUUUUGGUCCAUGGAUUUCUAAAACCAUUUUAUACACUUACCUGUGACCUCAAUGAUUUAUUUUUAGCCCUUGUUUUGCUUGUCUUUUGUUCAAGGAAACAAUUAGACACAAAAUCCGUUUCUACAUUGCUCUGUUAGGUACAUCCUGCUUACGUCUGACUUUGGUCAAAAACAGGGUAGAGGAAAUGCUUCCCUUAACCAGUAAUCAGAAACUGGUUUCACUGCACAUAUGGUUCCUAUUUUCAAUGAUGUGCUGCAUAUAGUGCUUUUCUUGGACCAGCUGGCAGGGCCAAAAUGGAAUUUAUUGGAGGUUUGGUGCAAGAGAACAGAGGUUUACUGAAAUCAGAUCUCACAUGUUAUUCCAUGCCAACUAGGAGUGUUAGAAAAGUCUGCAAUAAGACACAUUUUUAAGCUGACUUUUCAUAUUCCAUCCCACUGCAUAACAAAAUAUCCAUUAAUUUUAUGUGGAAUAUGUUUUUUACAACCCAACCAAGGAUCUGUAUCCAAAACUUGGCCUGACAUCAAAUGCUACAUGGUUUUACUGUUUUUGAGCUGGCUCAAAUCCGUUUUUCGUGUAUACUCUAAUCAUGUAUACUUUUGUAAUGUUUGCAGUUUGUUUGUAUAAAAUUAAUUAUACCAGUUGAUAUAUUUGGAGUGCAUCACAGGAAGUGUAAUUGGCGCAGUAACCGCAUGGUUGAGGUGGAUGUGGGGGAGAGAAAUAUUUUUAUUUUUUAUUUUAUUUUUUAUGGUACUACAUUGUUGACUGUGAGUGAAUUCUGAGGGACUCCUAUACCAAAUGCAUUUGGAAACUGAUCAAAUAUGUACAAAACCCGUUGUAAUAAAUAUAUUUUUGUAAAGAAAUCCGAUUGCAACACCUAUGUGACUGUUCACCAUAAAUUACUUGAAGGAAGUUAUGAACAUUCUCUGUUUAAUUGAAGAAUAGUGUUAUAUCAAAAAUAACUCAGACUCAAUAGCUGCCUACCUCUAAAGUUAAGUUUCCUAAGAGUGGAGGAUAUCAAACAGUCUGUUUAGGAGUACCAACAGUAAGCUAUAUUGGGCCUACUAAAUUCCGUCCAAUUGGAAUAGACCUAAGUCAGCUAUUCUCAGAUUAGACAGGUUUAAAUGUGACAACUGAAUAUUGGUCAUCUUAGGGACUUUUAUGGGAAAAUUGCUAUUGCUAUAACACCUGUUGCACAACAGCAUGUGAAAUUGCUUGUCACUCAGUGUUGCUUCCUAAGUGGACAGUUUGAUUUCACAGAAGUGUGAUUGACUUAGAGUUACAUUGUGUUGUUUAAGUGUUCCCUUUAUUUUUUUGAGCAGUGUAUAUAUAUAUUUAAAUGAAAACAUGCAUGCAUUUAAUGCAGCAUUUUUUUUUUCAUUGGGGUAUAUCUAAAACUGGCAUGAAAAAGCUAAAGACCUUUUUUCUGAAUACCUACCUUCUAACCCAGCCAAUUGGUUGUCCAAUCACAGACUUCAUAGGCAGCUCAUUGAGACCUCUUUGUAUGGCAGGUGACUGGAGAAUGGAAGUAUAUGAAAUUGGUAAAUAAUUCACUAAGACGUUUGAUAUUUCAAAUAAUGUAUUAGUUGAAGAUUGUGUUGUAUUUUUAGGGAUGUGAGGAGGAUAAUUGUGAGGAGAGAGAGAGAGAGAGAUACUCCACACAAAAAACAGCUUAAUGGCACUAGAUAAUUUGGUGUGCCUCACAGAUGUAGUAAGGUUGUAUUCUUGUGCAUGAGUAACAACUUAUUUUUUUUUGCCCCAGGAACCUAGGAAUUGCUUGCCUAUGCUGGAUAGUGCUCAACACUAACUCACCUUUUGCAACUUUUUAAUGUAAAAACUGUUUUGUCAAAAUGCUGUGUAGACCUGCACAAUAACAGGGUGUGCUGUAGAACAUGUGCGGCUUUUUCUAACCUAAAAACAAGCUUACUUUUGGUCACACUUUCAUCUUCUGUAAUUUAAGAUUUAUAUUUUUUACACCUUAUUUAAGUGCCCUGAACAUGGACAUUAAUGAUUUUAUGAAGGGUAAACAAGAAAAGUAACUAAUAUAUACUAGAAUAUACUUUGCUUUUCUGUAUUGUUAUUACAGUAAGUGUGUGUGUGUAUGUAUGUAUGUAUGUAUGUAUGUAUGUAUAUAUAUAAAGUUGUGCAAUACAGUUACAUGGAUAUGGCUAUUAUAUACCUGAUAAAAACAUUUUUCUAUUUUGCCUCAGCUGUUAAGUGAUGUAUUUAUUUUUUUAAAUUAUGAAUACAUUGCCAGUGAAACAUUUAUAUCAACCUGCUUAUUUUUAAAGGAAUGGAAAAAUCAUUAUCAUCUCCCCUGACUCUUCAUUACCGAAGUAUGAAAAAAGGUCUACAUCCUACCUACAAGGAUGGGGAACACUAAAUGUUAUUAACUAAAAUGAGAAUUUUCAAGCAUAAAACGUGAAUUUCAAAUUUAAAGGGACACUAUAGUCACCAGAACAACUACAGCUUAUUGAAUUUGUUCUGGUGAGUAGAAUCAUUAACUUCAGGCCUUUUGCUGUAAACACUGUCUUUUCAGAGAAAAUGCAGUGUUUACAUUACAGCCUAGUGAUAACUUCACUGGCCACUCCUCAGAUGGAUGUUAGAGAUCCUUCUUGGGUCAUGGCUGCCUAAAAUGCAUCCAAACAUUCAGUAUCUCCUCCCUCUGCAUGCAGACACUGAACUUUCCUCAUAGAGAUUCAUUGAUUCAAUUCAUCUCUAUGAGGCGUUUGAUUUUCAGUGAAAUUCCAACGCAGUCUUAAUUAGUAGUAGCAGAUCGGCUUUUAGACCAGCUGACUUGGAGAAUUUAAUUUCAGAUAAGUGAUUUUAUCUUAAAGGGACACAAUGGGUACCCAAGCUACUUUAUCUCUGGAUGCAGUGUCCUUGUCCAGAGGUAAGACAGCCUCUUGUCUACUAGACAGCCACUAGAGGACCUUCCUGGUGGUUUAACUCCAUGAAAAGAUGCUGGACAUUCUCACGUUUUUUUAUUGAUUCAAUGCUUUCCUAUGGGGAAGACCUAAUGGCACUCGCUUUGCAUGCACAUUGAGUUCCCCCUCUCACAAUGCCGUCGCAGGAGGCAGAGAUGGAAUAAAAUAAGUGUUUAAAGGUUUUUUUUAAAGUGGCACUUGCCUAACUUACCUUUGUCCUAUUGUUUCCACUUCUCUUCCAUGCUCAGAAUCUGUUCUUUUCUUGGAAAUUAUUGACUGACUGCCCACAAGAAGCUGCCCAUCAUAUGAUAAAGAACUAUUCUGUUGCUUGAAUAGCAAACAAUUCUGCAUUUUCAUAUUACAUGCCCUCUUUUAUUGUCAUAAUGCUACAAGCAUUCUACGCUACUGUGGCACUUAUGUCUUGAUUGCAUAGGUUGCG
Molecule: messenger RNA, 25514 nt
Organism: Pelobates cultripes (western spadefoot toad)
Lineage: Eukaryota; Metazoa; Chordata; Amphibia; Anura; Pelobatidae
Source: the annotation of a GenBank genome assembly